Messenger RNA from Sphaeramia orbicularis (orbiculate cardinalfish), 4575 nucleotides. RefSeq lists its product as uncharacterized. Gene Ontology annotation, cellular component: nucleus. Gene Ontology annotation, molecular function: DNA (cytosine-5-)-methyltransferase activity, acting on CpG substrates; DNA binding. The record is from RefSeq and is a predicted model, not a curated record. NCBI's taxonomy places the organism in Eukaryota, Metazoa, Chordata, Actinopteri, Kurtiformes, Apogonidae. The transcript is spliced from 23 exons. Gene Ontology annotation, biological process: negative regulation of transcription by RNA polymerase II. The coding region runs from base 1 to 4575 and encodes 1524 amino acids.
AUGGACCGCAUGGGUACUCAUCUCAUUGAUGUGAUUGUCGAUGGUUCCUCUAAGAGGAUUCUUCAAAAGGAGAAGAUGAAGAACCAACUGAUGGUAAAACAGGACACCAAACAGAGGGAGCGUUUGAGCAGGAGUAUGGAUGUGAUCUCCUUAAUAUCAGAUGAUGAAGAUGAUGUGACGACAGAACAGGAACCAGAGAAAAUGGACACGACCACAAAAGAGGAAGCAGACCAACGUCAUCUGAGAUGGAAUGACACCUGUCUGCGCUUUGUCAGAAAAUACUGCAUCAAUGUCCGUUCACAUCUGAGCGCCGACUGUCACAUCAAUGCCAUCAUGAGUCAGAGGUCAGAGGUCAUCCGAGCCUGUUCUAAGACGCCGUUCUGCCUGUAUCUGUACACCGGGGUGAAGCUGGGUCCAGGGGAGACCAUCACUGUCGUUCUAAUUGGAUACUUUGAUCAGAGGUCAGGGGUCAGCGUGGUGAGGCUGCUGGACACGCUGCAGAAGGACGUCCGUUUCCAAACCUCUGAGGAUCAACGCCUGCUGAUGGAGCUGCUGGUGAAGCUCCAGCUCCCACUGUCCAACCUGGUGGUGUUUUACUGUGACGCCCCACACCCUGAGGCCUUCGUGUCUCAAAUCCUGGCCUUAAACCCCACUGUGGUCUCGCUCUGCCGCCUCCCGGGGUUGGCGGAACGGGCGUGUCGAGCUGGACUCUUGGCCUCAUUCAGCUACGUUGGGGACCUGGUCCGAGACCUCCACCGUCACUGCUCCACCACCAACUCCGUGAACGGCACCCUGAAGGAGCUGUUCGCCGACUCAGGGUCUUACAACCCACUGUGUCCUGAGUCUGGUGAUGUCUCCUUCAUCAUCCACAUCGUCCAGAAGUUGGUCGCCAUCUGGUGGGACGUGAUGGAGUAUUUUAAAUCUUUGAGUCCAGAAAGAAGUGUGGAAUGCCUCCGAUCACAGCUCAUGGAUCCCAAAGUCCAUCUGGACUUUCUUUUCCUGUCCCACGCCCUAGAGCCGCUCCGGGCACUUCAGAAUCUGCAGGGAGGUGGGUCAUGUGACACGGCCGUAGAGCUGCAGCUGACCGCCAUGUUGGUCAACACCUACGCGGCCAGUCUCCUCCGCCCCUCUGCCGCAGAGCGUUUCCUCCGAAGGCCGGACCUGCUGCUCCUCUACAGUGAGAAGGAUCUGCUCCCCUCCACCGAGGUCAACAUUGGGUUUCAAGCCGCGAACUUCUUGUUGGCGGCCCCGUUGACAGACGUCAGUGAGCAGCAGGACUUUGUGAACAGAGUCGUGGCGUUUUACAGAGCAGCGCUGCACAGUUUAGUGGGAAGUAUUCCAAAACAACUUGGACCCAUGGUUCUAAAGAACAUCGGCACAAUGCUGAAACAUCCCACAAACAUCACGGUACGACCACAGUGUGACGUUUUGAUGAUGGUGACCCCCACGCUGGAGAGACAGCAGGCACAUAUGGAGGCACUGGCAUGGAUUCUGUGGCAGCCGCCCUGGGUACUGCAGCUUCAUACCACUGGUGCUGCAGCUACAUGCCAUUUUCACCCGUGGCGCAAAGCUGCAGCUGCCAUGGAAUCCAUGCCAGUGCCUCCAUAUGCACCCGCUGUCACUCCGGGGGGAUUUGAAAAUGAGCGCGGGCUGUGUACGAAAAAUAAACUGUCUGGUCAGCUGCUGUCAGAGCUCUACAUGCAGCUCAUGGGUUUAGAUAAAAACACUCAACAGCUGAUAUCGCAAUAUGCCAUCGUUGUAAAGAUGAUGAAUGAGGACGAGAAAGGAGGAGGAGAAAUUCACAGCUGGUCGACGGUUGUGCGAGCCACGAGGCAGUUCUCUACGCUCCAUAAACUCCUCCUCAUCCUCCUGGCCUUCCCCAACUCUCUGCACAGGACAAAGGUGUUUGACAAGGUUCUCAGCAGUCAUCUCUCCGGUAUAACUGAACCAUCCAGAGCAUCUCAGCAAACGGGGAAGUGUAACGGUCGACCUAAAACCCGCAGGAGAAAGGUGCCUCUUGUGCGGACCCACAGCAGGGCGGAGGACGACCAGGACUUUUCUUCAGAUCCUGAGUUUCAGAAUAAACCCAAAGUAAAGAUUCCACCGGUUCCUCGAUACAGUGACUCUGACUGCACAGAAAACUCCUCAGGUGAAAUAAAAGCUGAAGUCGAGAUUGUGAUCGAGAGCGACGACGACAAAACCCCACGAUCAACAAAAACAACAAAAGAGCAACAACAAAAAAAGAAGGACUCAUCAAAUCGACAGGAUGACAAAGGGGAUCUGGUGUUGGCCCAGGUGGACGGGUUCCGUUUCCUCUGGCCUUCAGUCGUGGUUUCCUGCCCAGAGAAGGACCAGGUUCAGGGGAAGAUCACAGUGGAGUUUUAUGGGCAGAGGAUCGUCUCCCAGGUUGAUGUGAAUUCUCUGAAACCUUUUGCUGAAUUCUCCCAGUAUUUCUGCUCCAACUCCUUUGCCAUCUUCGUCACCUACAGAGAAGCCGUCUUCCUGUCACUGCAGGAGGCAGCUGUUCGUUGUCAGAAACAGUUUUCGGCAUCGUCUGGUGAUAAAGAGGAUCUGCUGAAGGAGAUGAUGGACUGGGCCUUCGCAGGGUUUCAGCCGACCGGACCAAGAUUUAAUGCAGGACAAUCAAUAAAUGGUGUAACUGAAAGAAACAACCAGCCGAAGGCGAAGAAGCAGCUGUUUGUGAAAGCCAACCCCCCCCAGGUGAACGGCACUUGUAAACACCCCUACGACCUGAAGGAGGUGUCCGUCCGUCUGACCAGACUGUCCAUGGAGACAUCCACCCCCACCCCCACCCCCACUCCCACCCCCAUGGCCACAGACGGAAAACCCGAGUGGAGGAAGACGGGGAACGCCGGAUUGGAGAAGGAGGACUGGGAGAGGGUGGGAGGAAUAGGAGUGGGGAGGGGCAGAGGAAGAGGAGUCAAGGGUCUGAGGAAGAAGAGCAGCCUGUUUGAUGGGUUCGACAACGACACGUCUCCAGACUUUGUUCCGUAUAAGAAGAGGCCGUACAGAGUUCACGCCAAGGCCAACGAGUUGACCAGUGUCUACACCCAACCUGACCAGAAAGUCAGAGAGCAGAUCAUACGGACGAUCAUGAACUUGAAAUUGGACAUCGAAGGUUUCUGUCUGUGUUGUGGGACUGAAAAGGUGGAGGUCCUUCACCCUCUGUUUAAAGGAAGCCUCUGUUCCAAGUGUAAAAACAACUUUACAGAGACUCUGUACCGAUAUGAUGAGGACGGGUAUCAGUCGUACUGCACCAUCUGCUGUUAUGGGAUGGAGGUCAUCCUGUGUGGCAACGACAGCUGCUCCAGGUCUUUUUGUGACGACUGUCUGAACAUCCUGGUCGGACCUGGAACCUUCGACUCUCUGAAGCUUUUGGAACCGUGGAUCUGCUUCCUGUGUGAGCCUCAUGAAGCCCACGGCGCCCUGAUCCCCAGAGUCGACUGGAGCAUCAGGGUCCAGGAGUUAUUCGCCAACACCAGCGCCAUGGCCUUCGAGCCUCAUCGUGUUUAUCCGUCCAUUACUGCCAACCUGCGCAGACCUAUUCGAGUUCUGUCGCUGUUCGACGGCAUCGCCACAGGUUACCUGGUCCUCAAAGACCUGGGCUUCAAAGUGGAGACGUACGUUGCAUCAGAAAUUUGUGAAGACUCGAUCGCCGUGGCAUCUGUUAACCACGAUGCGAAGAUCGUCCACGUGGGUGACGCCAGGUUCAUCACCCCGGAUGACAUCCGGCGCUGGGGUCCAUUUGAUCUGCUGAUCGGUGGAAGCCCCUGUAAUGACCUGUCCAUCGUUAAUCCGAUCAGAAAAGGCCUUUAUGAGGGCACCGGCAGGCUGUUCUUCGACUUCUACCGCGUCCUCCAGAUGCUGAAGCCCAAAGAGACGGACCCCCGGCCAUUCUUCUGGCUCUUCGAGAACGUCGUCUUCAUGAACAUACACGACAAAGUCAACAUCUGCCGCUUCCUGGAGUGUAACCCGGUCCUGGUGGAUGCCAUUAAGGUUAGCCCCGCCCACAGAGCGCGGUACUUCUGGGGAAACAUCCCAGGGAUGAACAGGCCGAUCGCUGCCUCGCAGACGGACAAACUGAACCUUCAGGACUGUUUAGAGAUCGGCAGAAAAGCCCGGGUGACCAAAGUGAGGACGAUCACCACCAACCCCAACUCUCUGAAACAGGGGAAACAUGUGUCUCUGCUGCCGGUUCUGUACAACGACAAAGAGGACAACCUGUGGAUCACCGAACUGGAAAAAAUCUUCGGGUUCCCCAAACAUUACACUGAUGUGAGGAACAUGAACCGUCAGCAGCGGCAGAAGGUUCUGGGGAAGGCGUGGAGCGUCCCUGUCAUACGACACCUCUUCGCUCCUCUCAAGGACUACUUCGCCUGUGAGGAGCUGCCGCCCAUGACCAACACCACUGCCACCGCCACCGCUGCCACCACCACCGCUACCGUCGCCGUCGCCUCGUCCUUGUCCUCAUCUUCAUCUUCAUCCUCAUCCUCGUCUUCAUCCUUGUCCUUGUCCUGGUUCUCCCCGCCCACUCCAGAGCAGCAGAUCUGUUAG